AUGUCGAUUGGUGGCUGUGUUUUGGCAUUGCAGGGAAAUGGUUGUGUGGCCAUUGCCACAGAUCAUCGCCUUGGUUGCGCCUCUUCGUUUGGGCAGAGGAUUGCCGGUGAUUUCAAGAAGGUCUUCAAGGUGGGUCCCCGCAUGUUUGUUGGUCUGACUGGAUUCCUUGCCGAUGUCAAUACAGUGUGGGAUCGUCUGCGCUACCGACAAAAUUUGUACGAAAUUAAGGAGAAUUGUGAGAUGUCGCCCGAGGCAUUUACCACCAUGCUAUCGAAUCUGCUCUACGAGUAUCGUUUUGGGCCCUGCCACGUGCAGGCUGUUGUUGCAGCACUCAAUGCGUGUAGCCUGCAGCCGUAUAUUUGCAGCAUUGAUCUCAUUGGAGCCCCCACCAAGAAGGAUUCCUUCGUGUUUUGUGGCAAUUGCGACAAACAGAUGCAAGGCAUGUGCGAAACACUCUGGACACCAAAUUUAGAGCCAGAGGAACUUUUUGUUGCCAUGUCACAGACGCUGACACAUGCCUUCGAUAGGAAUAUCACAAGUGGUUCGGGCGCUACAGUCUAUUUGAUUGAAGGGGAUAAGAUCAUGGAGCGUGUGAUUGAUGUACGCAUGGAUUAA
This is a messenger RNA of Drosophila subobscura, 615 nucleotides long. RefSeq names its product proteasome subunit beta type-3-like. The transcript has a single exon. Gene Ontology annotation, cellular component: proteasome core complex. The coding region runs from base 1 to 615 and encodes 204 amino acids. The record is from RefSeq and is a predicted model, not a curated record. Lineage: Eukaryota; Metazoa; Arthropoda; Insecta; Diptera; Drosophilidae.